AUGUCUCAUAACAACAGAUCACGACGGGGGAAACGACGGCAACCAGUCGAGCAGCAUGAGGAAGAAACCGUCGAUGAUUUGGCCUAUGCGGCAAGCUUUGCCAUGAUGGGCCCACCCACAACAACAUUGCCAACAACGACAAAGGAUGAUCAUGGAGAUUCAGGCAUGGGAGAAGCUUCCGAACCUGAUGGUGAGGGUGAUAAUAACGACGGUGAUGAAGAGAUUGAUAUUGAGAGUGAUAGUGGUGAUGAUUCUGAGAAUAGUAAUGAUGACAAUCCUGAGAAGCCUAUUUCUGAUGAAAUCGACGAGAAUCCUGAAAAUGAAAAGGAUGACGACGACGACGACGACGAUGAUGAUGAGGACCACGAAGAUUUUGUCAAGGCCAUUGCUGCCAUGGAAGAAGACGUUAUUGAGGAAGAAGGCGUAAUAUCCAAAGCCUCUCUCAAGACCCAACACGAAGUGGAUGCCUACAAUACGCCCUUUGAAGAAUUGGAACAACAUUUGGAUUUUCGACUGUCGGUGGAUUUGCUCCAAGCAACCACAAAACCUCGAAAGUUACAACCCUCCGACUUGAAAUGUGCCGGUACCAUUAAACAUCACAUGGCAGAAGAUCGCACCAUUGUUAUUGAAUCCAAUCCACCUGUUCGCGGUGCAUCUUUGAAUCCAUUGGACGAGGGAACGUUAUUGCUAAUGAAGGGAGAAGAAGGAUUAUCGUCAUCUUCCAACAACAACAACAACAACAAGAACCAGAGUCUGGUUCCAUUGGGGAGAAUAUUUGAGACUUUUGGUCCAGUCACCAGACCAUUGUAUACCAUUCGACUUCCAGAACCCAUAGAUCCUCCGAAAGAACCUGCUGCUGCUACUGCGGAAAAGACGAUUCCUCAAGUCACACCAACAAACCCUGAUGGUUGCACUGAGACUGAUAAUACUGAUACUAUCCAGAAAAGUGAUGAAGCUGGCCCAAACAACAACAACAACGAAGACGAUAUCGACAAAAAGGAGACUGACACGACUGCACUACCACCACCAGCACCAGCAGUAGACCAUUGGGGACCCAAUGGCAAGUAUUCUCAAUUGAUUCAAGCAAAAAUGAGUAGUAGUGUACCAGUGUACUUUGUGGAAGAUGAAGCAAAGCUAAUUGAUACGGAUAUGAUUCUAAGAAAAAGUGGAAAGGGAUGCGACGCUUCUAAUGUGUAUGACGAGGAGGUAAACAACAAAGAAGAAAUGUAUUACAGCGAUGAUGAAAAAGAGCGUCAAGCCAAGUCACGUCGCAAAGCUUCGAGAAACCAGCAAUCACAGCAACAACCAGAUGGGUCACGCCAUGUGGGAGCAAGAGGGUUUCACCAGCCCACCACUCCAGCAGGCUUUCAUGCAUUACCCAUGCCACCGGCACCAAUGCCACAAGGAUUCCAUCAACCACCACCAGCAGCAGCUUACUAUGGACAUGGAUAUCCGCCGCCGCCACCACCACCUGCAGCUGCGACGUAUCAACAAUAUCCAAACUAUGGUGGAUAUCCUGGUGGUUCAAAUCCUCCUCCACCACCUCCUCCUCCUGGUGGUCAAGGCAGAAGCUAUUAUCAAGCGCCAAACAAUAAUUCCGGACCACCACCAGCGUAUCAAUACUAG
This is a messenger RNA of Cylindrotheca closterium, 1626 nucleotides long. The record is from the annotation of a GenBank genome assembly. Lineage: Eukaryota; Bacillariophyta; Bacillariophyceae; Bacillariales; Bacillariaceae.